AUGGCUCCCGGGCCGCCACUGCUUGCCGUUACGCCGGAGGCGUCGCAGCCGGGCAGUACGCGAGCGUCCCGACCAGGCAGUCAGAGCAGGCGCGCCAGUCUGGAGGAGCGGCAGAGGUCAGACGGCCGAAAUGCUGAGGAGCGGCGGAAGUCGGAGCUGGAAGCGCUUCGAGCGGCCAACGAGCUGCGCGAGUUUGUCACUCAAAAAGAGGGAUCCGCCCUGAGGGCAUGGUGCAAGCACUUCGACCCCGACAACGACCAGAAGAUCAGCCAGAGCCAAUUCUUGCGAGGUAUGAGCAAGAUGGGCUACUCGGGCGACGCCGCUGCCCUCUUCAAGUCGCUGGACGCCGACCGCUCUGGAGAACUCUCCCUGGAGGAGAUGGACGCCUACGCGUCGGGCCAGUGGCGUCGCUUUCGCGCCUUCUGUGUCCAGAACUUCGAGGAUCCCGAAGACAUGGUCCGGCGACUGGGGAAGAAGGUGGAGAUCGAGAAGCGCCGGGGUGGCGCGCAGGUCCUGCAAGGUGGCCCGGACAUUUGGACGGUGACCCUGGCGCAGUUCACUGAGAAUGUUCGCGCACUCGGCUGGAGCAGUGGCUACGAGGACAUGAUCUUCCCUGCGAUGAAUGUCCACGACAAAGAGGCGAUCUCGGUCGAAGAUUUAAAGUGGCUGGAGAUGGAGCAGAGGCGGCAAAAGCGUAAAGAGCUCGCAAAGAAGAAAGCCUUGCAGGAGAACCACAAGAGGAACAAAGACGUGCACUUCAAGGGCCGCGAGGCCUGCCUGGCCGACUUCAAGCAGUACCUCCGCCGGAAGUACGGCAGCUUCCUGCGCGCCUGGUUCAAGGCACUGAGCCCGGAGGGCGCCAUGAUUCUCCAUCGCAGCGAAGUCUUCAAGGCUUGCGCUCACCUGGGUUGGCCAGGGGACGUGCGACUCCUAUUCUCCGCCUUUGACAAGGACAACAGCGGCUACGUGUCCAUCGAGGAACUCGACGCUCGCGCGGCCGAACUGCUGGCUCACUUCCAUGACUUCGUCAUGAGUAAGUUUGGCAACGCCACUGCUGCCUUCAAGGCGUUCGACCGAUACAACCAGAAGAAGCUGAAGCAGCAUGAGUUCAUCAGCCAGGUAAAAAGCCAUGGCUUCCAACAUCCUGCAAAGCUUCUUUUCCAUGGCCUGGACCACAAGGAAAUGAAGGCGAGCAUUGCAUUGGAGUGGAUUUCGCGGUUCAGGCUAGAUGGUUCUGGCAAUUCUCUCGCACAGUGGCCAGUUGCAGAGGCAGUGAUGCUGGAGGACUUGCUUUUCCUGGAUCGCUGGAAGCCGCCGGCAUUCCUGACACGCCUGCUGAGCUGCAAGCAAUCCAUUCAGCGUUGUGGGGGUGCACCGGACUUAUGGAACUUGAUGGUGAGGGUGUAG
Messenger RNA from Symbiodinium natans, 1407 nucleotides. NCBI's taxonomy places the organism in Eukaryota, Dinophyceae, Suessiales, Symbiodiniaceae. The record is from the annotation of a GenBank genome assembly.